Molecule: messenger RNA, 1400 nt
Organism: Nymphalis io (European peacock)
Lineage: Eukaryota; Metazoa; Arthropoda; Insecta; Lepidoptera; Nymphalidae
Product: venom acid phosphatase Acph-1-like
Exons: 7
Coding region: 152-1345 (397 amino acids)
Biological process (GO): dephosphorylation
Molecular function (GO): phosphatase activity
Source: RefSeq, a predicted model, not a curated record
CAUUUUAAAACAGACUCAUUAUCUAAGAGGAUACUGAAGAUUGAAAUUAUAUUGGUACAAACUAUAUAAAUAGAAUUGGACCUGUCAUAUUUGCAGUCCAUGUGGACUCGUUAAGGCAGUGACAUUAUGAUAUUAAAUCUUGUUCGACAUUAUGUUGCAAAUGAUUAUUUUGUUUAGUUUUGUGAUAGUGCCAGCUUUAUGUUCGCCAGUGGAUCAAUGGAUGCAAACUCUUGGAGAAUUACCGAAAGAAAUCAAUAAUAACAAUACGAUUAAUUCUGAAACUGAUUAUUUGAACUAUAAUAAAUUGGUGUUAUCUUUUGUGGUUUUCAGACAUGGCGAUAGGACUCCGGACCAAAUGGAGUUAGAUAAAUAUCCAUCACAACAAUUUAAUGAUAGUAUUUUCUAUCCAUUCGGAAAGAAGGCUCUGACAAAUAAAGGCAAAGAACGCGCAUUCCUUGUAGGGGAAUAUUUGAGGAAACGCUAUAAUGAUACCAUAUCUCAAUUAUAUUUGCCUGAUGAGAUAUCUGUGCGCACGACAGACUACGCGCGUACUAAGAUGACUGCUCUAAUUGCAUUGGCGGCAAUGUAUCCACCGCAAGCAAUUCAGAGGUGGAACACAAAAUUGAAUUGGCAGCCCAUACCAUACGACACAAUGGCAUGGAAGAAUGACGAUCUUCUACAUUUUAAUAACUGCCCACGAUACGAAGAGUUAAAAAACAAAAUUUAUGAAUUGCCAGCAUUACGCACAGUGAUAAGUUCAUAUGAAAACUUAUUUGAAGUAUUAAGCGCUAAAACGGGAGCGACUAUAAAAACACCUGAAAAUGUUUUCUUUUUGGACAAUUUAUUUCAGACAUUGAAUAACACUGGUGUAUCGCUUCCGCAAUGGGUUGAUAAUCUAAUGCCUAAAAUUAAAGAAAUGACUAAAAUCGAGUAUCUUUGUUUAUUCUACAAUAAUGAAUUGAUAAGAUUAUCUGGAGGUGUACUCAUGGCUGAAAUAAUUGAAGCAAUAGAUGCUGCCAUCGCCGGUAACGAAGAACAAGUGAAAUUACGUCUGUAUUCGGGACAUGAAAAUAACGUAGCAGCCCUCUUAGCGGCCGCAAGAGUAUUUAAGCCACAUCAGCCUAAAUAUGGAUCGACUGUUUCCUUAGAAUCGAGAAAGAAUGUGAAAACAGGAAAAUAUGGAAUAAUGGUUGUAUAUGCCGCGGAAGCAGGAGGUCCCGGUGUUGUAUUACCAAUUGAAGGCUGUGGAGGAAAACCGAUAUGUGACUAUGAAACGUUUCUUACCCUUACUAGAGAUGUGUUACUAUCUCGUAGCGAAUACAAUAAACAGUGUUUAACGCCUUAGUAUAAAAAUCAUAUUAAAAACCGAAAACUUUUAUAUUCUAAUAUGUAAUAAACGA